UUUAUGCAAAAAAAAAUCCUUUAAUAUAAAUAGCGAACGAAAUUAACACCAAAACGGUAAAGAAGAGAAAAUUCUGCGCAUACAGCAAUGGAUGCUGAAGGAAAAAUUGAACACAGAGCAAAGAAGACAAGGAGAGAGAUACUGGAAAAGAAGAAAUCAACAGAAAAUGUAAUCAAAGCUGCUUCUCUGGUUAAAGAUCAUCUCUCUAAGUUCCCGCAAUUCCGCCACUACAAACGAAAUGAAUUUCAUGCACACUUGGAUUCGGGGCGUGGCAAUAAACUAACACUUGCUACAAGAAAGUACAUACAAAAUCUGCUCAAGUUAAAUAUGGAGGCGCCUUACGGAUCCGAGUGGGCUGCUGAAGAAAAGAUAAAGCGACGAGAAAUGGUUGCGGAGGAAGCAUGUUAUAUAUUUGUCCACGAAAUCUUGAACGAAGCCUCUGAAUUAAAGGGCAAGAAUAGUGUAUGCCGUUGUGUGGGCCCCAUUGUUGGUUUCGUACAUUACCGGUUUGUUGUGGAGGAAGAAGUUCCCGUUGUUUAUGUUUACGAAUUACAGCUCGAGCCUCGUGUUCAUGGCAAGGGGUUGGGAAAAUUCCUAAUGCAAUUAAUCGAGCUUAUUGCUUGCGAGUGCGGAAUGGGUGCUGUGGUGCUAACUGUUCAAAGAGCAAAUCGGUUGGCAAUGGACUUCUAUAUUAGUAAACUUCGGUACACGAUUUCUGCAAUUUCACCUUCGAGAGUUGAUCCAUUGUUAGGACCAGAGAAAAGCUAUGAGAUUCUUUGUAAAACAUUCGACCCUGAUGCUCAAGCAGUCUUUGAGGCGGCCCAAGAUUCCGCAGCCGACACAUGAGACACUUGGAUGGCUGAUAUAACCGUGUAGCUCUGUUCUCGCCCACACGGUGAUAAAU
Molecule: messenger RNA, 904 nt
Organism: Erythranthe guttata (spotted monkey flower)
Lineage: Eukaryota; Viridiplantae; Streptophyta; Magnoliopsida; Lamiales; Phrymaceae
Product: Acyl-CoA N-acyltransferases (NAT) superfamily protein
Cellular component (GO): nucleus
Molecular function (GO): histone H2A acetyltransferase activity; histone H4 acetyltransferase activity; protein N-terminal-serine acetyltransferase activity
Source: RefSeq, a predicted model, not a curated record